Messenger RNA from Eucalyptus grandis, 1049 nucleotides. RefSeq lists its product as uncharacterized. Bases 462 to 758 code for a protein of 98 amino acids. NCBI's taxonomy places the organism in Eukaryota, Viridiplantae, Streptophyta, Magnoliopsida, Myrtales, Myrtaceae. The transcript has 3 exons. The record is from RefSeq and is a predicted model, not a curated record.
CCAGACAAGUUCAUGUGAAGGGGAUUAAGAUUGCGAAUUUCAUAUCAAAAUAGCGUGAGAAACGAAUCCUACCCCUUUUGAUUCUCAAGCUUUUUCUUCCUCUCACAGCUUUCUAAUCUUGUCUAAUUCUGGUUUUCCUUUACCGACCAACUCUCACUCAAAUCUCCCUUUUUGAAUUCUCCAGCUACCGAAAGCCAUCCCCUUUGAAGCUCACGAUCGGUUUUACUUUGUUAAAGAGUCCUCAUCUCUCGUAUUCUUCUCUUUUAGAAAAAAGAACCACCGAAUCCUUUUCUCAUUUUGCUUCUUCAAAAAUCCGCUACAAAAACCAAUUGAGCGCAACGGUCCCCGAACCACACUCGGCGACUCCUAUCGCAUGCAUUUUGCUUCACAAAAACCAAAACGAAACGCAGAGAGAGAGAGAGAGAGAGAGAGAGAGAGAGAGAGAGAGACCACCAACGACGAUGCAGAGGGUGGCUAAGCUUGUGAAAGCCGUCGUUAGUAUGCCAACGAAGGGAGCCUCGGGUAUGACCACGUUGUGCUGGAGCAAGAGCGUUUUUUCCAUGGCGGAGGAAGUCCCUAAACGGCUGGUCAUCAAAGGAUUCAAGGUUCUUCUCUUCGGAGUUCCGAAAUACUUCCUUGGUGGAACUUGGGGGAUGGCUUCUGCCACUAUUUUUAUUCUGAAGGUUAUCAUCAAAUUCUUCUUCUUUAUUCUGAAGGUGGAACUUAGGGGAUGGCUUCUACCACUAUUUUUAUUUUGAAGGUUAUCAUCAACUCAAGACCGUAGAAAAGGAUUAAUUAGAAGAGACAACGACAAUGCUUGAGGGGAACUGCUAAAUUUUCUUCUUCUUCUUCUUCUUAUUGUUUUUAUGUUGUGGUUUUCGUACUGCAUGUUUGUGUUAUAUGGUCUAUCCUUUGGUAAUGUAGCCUUGCACAACUUAAUGACAUAUUCACCGUCGAAUCUUCUUCAUGUUAAAUGAGAGUUGAGCUCUCAAAAUAUAGAAAGAACAAACGAAAUAGAAGUGAAAGAGCUAAGCGCUUGAGUUAUUCCA